Trypanosoma grayi is the source of this 1335-nucleotide messenger RNA. Its product is annotated as protein kinase. Gene Ontology annotation, biological process: protein phosphorylation. The transcript has a single exon. Gene Ontology annotation, molecular function: ATP binding; protein kinase activity. Lineage: Eukaryota; Euglenozoa; Kinetoplastea; Trypanosomatida; Trypanosomatidae. Bases 1 to 1335 code for a protein of 444 amino acids. The record is from RefSeq and is a predicted model, not a curated record.
AUGCGGGCUUGUUGGGACGAGGUGCAGGUGCUGAAAGCGUUGUGUCGCCCCUCCUCACACGACGAGCAGCCACAACAACAACGACAACAAUGCCACGGCCGCAGCAGCAGCAGCAGAGACGGUUGCGGAGAUGUAGCGGCGCCCUCCAUGCCGUGGCACCGUGCGUUGGGCGACUCGUCGGAUUACUGGGGACGGGUGGGGCGCUUCAACACACUCAUCGCGCACGUGCCGCACCCUGAUCACCAGGCGAUAGUGAUGCCCAUCCUUGGCGCCUCGCUGCUCGAUGUCCUGCGGAGGAUCUCCCACGCCGUUGAAAGGGUGUCGCGGAACACCCGCCCUGCCAGUGCUAUCGAACAGGGAGGCUCACCGCGGCAGGGUGUCGUUGUUGUUGAUGUGGAUUACAAUGGCAUGCCGCUCUCCCUGGUGCGCCCGGUGCUUUACCAGAUCCUUUUAUUCCUACAGCACGCCCACCGCCGGGGAAUUGUGCACACAGACCUCAAGCCAGAGAAUAUUCUGUUCGAGUCGUGCGGCAGACUCCAAAAGCGGCUGAAUGUUGAACAGCUUCGCUACUCCUACGCGGCGUCGCAGUCCACAGAAAGAUGGCAGCAGCAGCAGCAGCAGCAGUCAACGUAUUUUCGUAGCGACAGCGGCGCUCACGGCUCCUACGCGUGCCCCCCGUUGCGUGAAGUGGGUAGAAGCAGCAUGGUUGUGGACGUCGCGCUGCCCAUGACGAACAGCGUGCGUGUGAUUGAUCUUGGCGCCGCCGAGUUUCUCAGCAGCUGCCACUCUGUCAGCGCGCUGGACGGCGUCACACGCGUCUUCCAGCACCGCAUCCAGACAACCCACUACCGCAGCGUGGAGGUGCUGCUUGGUCUCGGCUGGGCGGCCUCCACCGACAUCUGGUCGCUCGGCUGCAUGAUCCCCGAGCUGCUCACUGGCGCCUGCGUUUUCAUGCCGAAGAGCGACCUCGAGCACCUUGCGCUGAUGCAACACAUCAUUGGCGCCUUUGACUCUGUUGAAAACGUGUCGCACGGCGACAACGGCAAAAACAGUAUGGUCCGUCGUGUGUUUUGCAAGGGGACGCACUUCGGUAAGUACUUCAACACAUCCACCAUGCAGCUAGCGUGGCCUCCAGCUCCAAUCGAAGGGCGGCAGCGGCGCGGGGAGGUGGAGAAAGAGGUGCGUUACGUCAAGUCACAGCCGACACUGCAGGAGGUGCUUGGGCCGUACCCUCAGCUGCAUGAUUUGUGCCGGCGGAUGCUCGACUACGACCCCCGGUGCCGCAUCACUGCGGAGGAAGCGCUGCAGCACCCUUUCUUUACGACCCCCGAAUGA